Molecule: messenger RNA, 5308 nt
Organism: Danio aesculapii
Lineage: Eukaryota; Metazoa; Chordata; Actinopteri; Cypriniformes; Danionidae
Gene: tsc1a
Product: TSC complex subunit 1a
Exons: 22
Coding region: 175-3585 (1136 amino acids)
Biological process (GO): negative regulation of TOR signaling; regulation of cell cycle; negative regulation of cell population proliferation
Cellular component (GO): TSC1-TSC2 complex
Source: RefSeq, a predicted model, not a curated record
GCUACAUGCUUAGCUAGCUCUCAUUGCACAGCAGCACUUCACACCUAUCUGCCACUCAUGCCGUGAUCUUGUGACAGCGAGACGGAGGAGUCGUAGGCACCCCAUGCUGACACCACAGGACAUCGAUUUCUGCUGUGACAAAGGCAUCAGUCCUGCCCGCUGUCCUGCACGACUAUGGCCAAAGAGCAGCCAAGUGUGUUUGACCUCAUCCCUCUUCUGGGGUCCACUGACCUACAUGAGCUGGAUCAGGUCAAAACCCUGCUGCAGGAAACUCUCAGUGCAGAUAAAGGGACCAUGUUGCUGAAUAGCCUUGUGGACUAUUUCCUUCAAACAAACUCAUCUCAAGCUGUGGACAUCCUGUCUUCUGUCCGGGAGCCUCAUGAUAAGUAUCUUUUAGAUAAGAUGAAUGAAUGCAUGGGCAAGCAGAGCUGUCGUCUCUCCACCAUCACCCUCCUUGGUCAUGUUGUUCGCAAACAGCCACCAUGGAUCCACAAGAUCGCACGUUUCCCUCUGCUUGUCUCGCUGCUCAAAUGCCUCAAGACUGACUCAGAUGUAGUAGUUCUCAUAACCGGUGUGCUGGUGCUGAUCACUCUAAUGCCCAUGAUUCCUCAAACCAACAAACAACUUCUUUGUGACUACUUUGAUAUCUUUGGACGUCUUGCUGCCUGGAACCAACGCCAUCCAGGUCAUGCUCAGGGAGUGUUUGCAGUCCAUCUACAUGCCAGCGUGUACUCUCUUUUUCAUCGUUUAUAUGGCAUGUAUCCUUGUAACUUCGUUUCGUACUUGCGUGCCCACUACAGUAUGAAAGAAAAUGUUGACACGUUCGAGGAAGUGGUGAAGCCCAUGUUAGAACAUGUUCGGAUACAUCCUGAGCUCAUUACCGGAACCAAAGACUACGAGGUUGAUCCAAUUAGAUGGAAGAGAUUUGAGCCACAUGAUAUUGUGAUUGAAUGUGCCAAAAUUUCGCUGGAUUCUAAAGAGGCGUCAUCUGAAGAGGGCUACUCCUCUUUGGCGGAUCACAUACAACGACGCCCUGUCCACCAUAGCCAAUCAUGUUCAGAGCUCAGUUUCCAUGAAGUCUCAUCGGUCACACCAAUGGGUGCUAUUUGUCAGUCUCUCUCUAAAUCACAACCUUAUCUCACUGUAACCCAAGACUCAGGUUCCAGCACACAGACCCCCAACAAUCAAAGUGAUGAGGUGAAAUCCUCAGGGACUAAGGAGGAGCUGUGGAGCCCUUCCUCGAUAUGUGGGAUGAGCACCCCUCCCAGUUCUAGAGGAAUGUCCCCAACCACAGUUUCUGACAUCUCACUUAGUGCCUCGCACCUCUCAGGACGGAUCCCCAGCACCCCAGGGGAUGGAAAGUGGACUUUAUCUCCCUCCACACCCUCAGGGUCAUCCCCUCUCCCAUCGCUCUCAGAGGAAAUAGGGCAGGCUGCCCAAAACACCAGCAGUACCCAGGCUAAGACGUGCAAAGAGGUGAAGAAAGUCACACCCAGAAGUAUUAAUAACAGCGGUGAGAAUGGAGGUGAUGCCAAGACUCCAGUGUCGUUGGCACAGCUCUCUGACAUUGUCAAAAGGACAGAGGGGGAGCGAGAGGAUGAUACAAUCAAUGAAGAGAUUUUGAGUCUAACCCAUGGGAAACUAGACUUUGGAACUAGGCCUGGUCUGGAAUCCUCAUUUUCUGCCUCCUUAGACACCCUCCUCUCUCAUCCCAACCAUGAGCAGAAUUUAGUGUCCACACCAGACAGGGUUGAAUGCUCUGCCAAAGCAGGAGAGCAGCAGCUUCCUAGGUCCCUCUGGCCAUUCACCCCUAUUGAAAAUGGGAAGCACAGUAAAUGUUCUCUGUCUGAUCUCACGAAAGAGUCUAUGCCUUAUGAGCCGCUGUUUGACCUCGCCUUGCCGAAGGUGGCAUCUCUGUUUUUGGAGAGAAAGACUGCCGAGGCCUUUCGGAGGGUUGAAGGAGAAAGAGAUCACCAAGAUGAGAUGGAAGGAGAGGAUCUUUCUGUCACCUCCCCUCUGGAGGUGUUGGACCGGGUUAUCCAGCAGGGUCAUGACACCCAUGGGAAAGUGCUGAAGAGAACUUUCUCUUCUCCAAGCCAAUCAUCAGACCCACACUUGAAAGGUAAACAGCAUAGCAAUAAAGGAAAAGGACUUGUGCCUGCAGUGUCUGAUGAGCUAGACAUGUUACGCAGUCAGUUGCUGCUGCUGCAUAACCAGUUGCUUUAUGAGAGACAUAAGAGAGAGCAACACGCACUUCGUAACCGUCGUCUGUUUGGCCGCAUCGUCAACACUACUGCACUGGAAGAGCAGAAUAACUCCAUGAAAACCCAGCUCAAACUUCAGGAUGUUGAGAUCCAGGCUGUUAAGGUAAGCCUGAAAGAGGAGCAGCGGCGCUCUGUGCACAUACAGGAUGACAGAGAGGCUGUCGUGAACCAGUUACAGACUCAAAUUCAGCAGUUACAGAAGGAGCGGAAUGACUACUACUCAAAGAUGCAGGUGCUUAAGAGUGAGUUGCAGGAGAAUCAGACAAAAGCUGGCAAAAUGGAGGCGGAACUGCAGAAAGCCAAUAACAAAGUGUGUAAUAUGGGUCACAUGCUCAGCCAGCUAUCCAUCAAGCUGAACAAUAGUGAAGACAUGGAGCAGCAGAUGGCGUUUCUGAAUAAGCAGCUGCUGCUUUUGGGUGAAGCCAACAAGUUAUAUAUGGAGGAAAUUGACCGCUUGGGCCCUGAGGCGCACAAGGAACUGAAUAUGCUACAAGCAACUUCAGUGCGGGAGGGUGAGCGCUUGAGGCAGAGCUCUCUUCAGCAGAGUCAGAGACUUGAGGCUGCACAACAGCGCAUCACAGACCUGGAGAACCAACUCACCAAGAAGGAGCAAGUCAUCCGAGAGCAAAAGAAACUGCUGGAUAAUGUCAAACGCCAGGCCACGGAGCAGCUGCAGGCUUCAGAAAACAGGUAUUUGGCCCAGAAGAACAUCACUCAGGCAUUACAAACUGAGCUGCUUGAGCUCUAUAGCAAGAUAGAGCUCAAAAACCUGAACACUAAUGCACCAGCAGAGCCCACUUCUGAUCCCAGCAGUCCCACCAACCAGAGGCCAAAUGGCAACAGUGCAGGCCCAUCUGCUCCAUCUCUACCGGCUGACCUGAUGAAAAGAGAGGAAGUGGCGCAUGUGUGUGUCAAUGGUGAAAUAUCUGCAGCGUCUCCUCAAACACCCACAGCACUCAUUAAUGGCAGUCAGGAAGAAGAUCUUUCCGCCCUUACUCAUUCAUUUCCCUCCCUCCCCUGCCAACCCUUUGCAGUUGGCUCUUACCCCAGCACCAGAAGUUUUUUGGGUAAGAAAGCCAGAGAAAUGUUCCGCAAUAAGAGCGAGAGCCACUAUGAUGGCGACUCGCCCACCCUCACCUGCCUCUCAAAGGAUCUUAAAGUUGAGCCAAUCACAGACCCCACAGAGAGUUUGGAGUCUGAGGAGGCUGCUGACCAGUUUGACCUGCAGCCAAUGGAUAGACCCCGGGCAUAUAAUAUUCAGAGGAGGAGGCAUCAGGAUCUGCGGAUCAUGGACUACAAUGAGACCCACCAUGUGCAUUGAUUGUACACUGCUGACAUCAUCGUCUGCAGAUAGAAGAGGAUCAUUUUGGACCCAGUAUUAAUAUGCAUCACUCUUUUUGUUAGAGUGGUUUGCUACAUUUUAGUUCAUUUUAAAAGCUCUUGUACUACAAAACGGCCAAAAAAAAAAACUUUUUCGCUUGGCAGUUGCCAUGUAGUCACCAUAGUGGCAAGAGAUCAUCUUGUCUUCAUAAGAAAAAAUGGCUUACUUUUCUCCUGUCUAAUAUGAAUUCACUGAAAUUCAGUAUUUUUUUUUAUAAUCGGUAUUCAGAGAGCAGUCAUGGUGAUUUAACUGCGUGGUGGUUGGAUGUUAUUUGGGCCUCACUGUACUUUGCAGCAAAUGUACUGAUUUAAUCACUGUAUUUGCUCUGGUAAUGGUACCAUUCGGUUUCCAGUCCUCUUAAAUUUGUCCAAGCAAAAUGCUUGAGUCACUACUUCAUUUAAGCUAAUGUGACUUGCACAAUACUGAGUAUGAUCAUUGCAAGCAGAGCACUGUAAAUAGAUUAUGCUUCUGAAAAACCAACCAGUCAGUCCGAUAAAAAAUGUGAAAAACAAAAAAAGAAGCUAUGUGGAAUAGGUGAAGUAGAAUCGCAAAUGACAUUUCAUCGUCGAGGCAAGCGGUGUGCUUAUAUGCCAUAGCAGUGCUUUGUGCGCUUCGCCUAUAGAGAAUGAUCAUGUCUUGUGUUGUACUUCUAGUAAUAGAUUUUAUUUUUAUGCAUUUAACGUUCUUUGCUGGGAUUGUAGCGCCCAGUCACCAGUGCAAUACUUGGCUAACACUUCAUGCCAGCUCGAAGGUAUGAUGAUGGGGAAUAUAAAAUAAACUGAUUUAGAUUGCUGCUUUGCAGGACCGUCAGAGCCUUGAAGAACAUAGGGUCAGGCUGCUGUAGGAGCAUUUGUCCAGUUGAGACCCAAUGAGAAAUCAAAAUGACUGUGUGGUCUAAGGUGUGUCUGACGGGUGAAUGUUCUUGUGUUAAUGGUAUACAAAUACGGCCACUGCAAUACUUCAACACACUAAACUCUGAAAGGAAGCUGCUCGCUGUAAGCCAAAAGGCUUAUUUUCCCUCUAUUAUGUUCUUUCAUUCCUGUCGUACGCAGGUCAGACCCCAUCUGCAAAGAAAAAGCUUCAGAUAAUGGGCUGCAGCUGGCUGAACUGAAAGUACUUCUUUUUUUUAAUUCAGCCCUUCUUAAGAUUGCUGAACUCUAGCAAAGCAAUAUACACAUCUCUUUCUAAAACACUUGCCCCCAGGGGGUUGUUUUCAGUUCAGGGUAUACUGUAGAUGGAACAUGUGAAGUGCUGUUGCAAAGAAAAUAUAAUCCUGGUUUCGACCUGCCAGCUGGGGAAAUGGCUUUGAGAAUUGAAAUCUAUGGAAAUCCUUUCAGUUUUUUCUUUCUAGACUGUUCUUUUCACAGGUUACCAUGAGUGUGAUCGUACAGCUUGUGCUUUGUUUCCCUUUCACUCAGACUUUGUUUUUAUACAAAUACCCCUCUCAAGCAUUUUGUUGUUUCACGUAAUGCCUUAACGAAAAAGUAGGAAACCUGUCUGUCACCUGAAGUCGUUUUGGAAAGUUAUCUUAACUAUGGUACAAUCAGACGGUGACGGGUGUAAUGGGUAACCAGGGACUCUAUUUUGAAGUUUAGAAAACAGAUAUGUGUUCUCCUACUUGCUAUGAUCAACAAAAAAAAUUAAAAAUAUAUGUUUUGCAUAA